ACACAGAGUUCUUCCGAGACCGUUGAGAGAAGUUCACAGUCUGAUGAAAUUUGAAGAGAAAUGCAACGUACUGUUGCAUUUUUUGGAAGAGAACAUACUUGACAAGAAAGACUGCAGCAUGCGCUGGCGCUGGCGCUGCUGUAGCUUCUAUAAUUCCAUGCUGUUGAUAAUGUUCUGGAGUGGAGGCAGUAUGCAUAAGCUGCAGCAGGCAAAUGUGCUCGUGCUUCUCAUAUGAUGAAGUGUUCAACAUCUGACUUUCUCCCAAAGUACACAAGAAGAUCUGUCUGCGUGGAUUCUGUGUAGGAGAGAACGCUUCUGUGAGAACGCCUCUUCUUUUUGUUCUUGACAGUAGAGAUUAGAUUAAUGCAAAGAUACAGUACUAGAGAUUAGGGUCUCAGUCUCUCGGUUUUCUUUUGUUUCCUCUUCUAUGUGCUACAAUUGAUGGCAGACUGCUUAUCGUGCGAAUUCAAAUUCUAUUUCAAUUUCAUCUAUUUGAUCAUAGAAGGCAAGAAAGACAGCUUUCUUCAAUAAAAUGUCAGGGUGGAGGGAAACAAGACUUGUCUUGUUGGGAAUCUGUUUUCCCCGCACUCAUUUAUUUUCCCAACUCUUACCGUCACUUAGACAGACUAUUUCUUUCUGAUCGGCGGGCUAUUUUUACGCUAUCAGUUAGAUUCUCAAUAUUCCAAUAAUCUAAGUAGUAGUCAUUAUACUCGUCCUUUCUCAUACCGCGCUUGCGAUGUACGAAGAAGUACGUCAACACAUGAAAUUGAAGUUCUAGUUUGAUUAGUAUUCAUUGGUCUGCGGUCGUUAUAGAAGUUCGUAGUUUUCGUAGAGACAGAAAAUCCUUGACUUUGUCCAGCUACGAAUUGAUUUACAUAAUUUGUCAAGAAAUCAAGCCAUGCAUAUUAUUUACAUCAAAUAACAAUAGCUUAUCUUCAUCUCUUUGAUGUAGAAUUUAUCUUCAGUGGCAAAUAAAAUCAAUGACGGAAAAUAACGGUGGCUCCGUUCCGGAUAUUUUCGUCACGCUGUUAAACGCGUGCACAAUCAUUUUUCCUACGUUCCUCGCUUUUGCACCUGCAGUCUCGUUACUGAUCCCAGCUGCUUAUAGGAAGUGGCGUGUACGGAGGAACAAGCGACUUCUGAAGAAACAUUUGGUGCAUCUUCAGAAUGAGUCAGGAGAGGUUCAGCAUCGUCCUUUUGCAGGAGCUGAAGAAGAGGCAAGUAGAGGGCUUCCUCAGAAAGGCGAGAAUGGAGGAAAAGAGCAGAAGAUCGAUGUCGCGCCGUUCGUGGCACCGUUCCACAACGGCAACAACAUAGAACAAGAUCAUGUAGCAUCAUCCACUACAGAGCAGAACAAGAGGUCGUGGGGGACUUCUACCUCGCUCCAGUGGACAAUAAGCACUACUGCAUCUACUUCUUCCCUCGGAGGCAUAGGUAUUGGAGGUGCUCCACCUUCUUCAGGGAAAGUGAAUCUGACGAAUUUGUUGUUCUCGGAAAACGAGCUCCAAGGGAAAGCCCUGUCCUCCUGUCAGCAUCCGCAACCUCAGCAGACCUGCAUGGAAGACGGACAGUCGAUAACCACAACGACCUCAUCCUCGCACGCUACUAGCCGCUACCAGUUAGUGCUGUUGUCAUCCCCUUACUCACCAUCGAAUCGUAAAAGAGGUGAUCUUCACGAUGGGAACCUCCCUGGAGGUGACCUCUCGUCCUUCAAGAACAACCAUGAAGUGGCAACCAAUCAUGGCAAAAAUUUCUUCAAAGAGGACCUCCACAGCACCUUGACCUUACUAGAUCACAGGGACCACGAGAGCCUGCGUCGAAUGAGUAGUACUUCAACUUCCGCGAGCAAUCUACUAUUGGAAGACGUGGAGCUUGGCGUGUUGCGUACCCCACGACAAGAAUUAAGGGUUUCCGAAUUACAUCCCUCACUACCGUCCUUGGCUCCUUUUCAAGGGGGAAAUGGGUCAAGGAUGUUCUGAAGAAUGCAAUUCGGAAACCUCUAAAAGAAGGAGUUCUUGCUACCAAAUCUUCGACUUCCAAGCUGACCUCUUUUACGACGCAGAAGACUCGUGAAGACCACAACCAGAAAAACGAACACGACCAGGACGAAGAAGUCUUUACACCAAUCGAUCUCCCUCCUCUCCCAGUGACCUCGCAAAUUCCCUGUGUCGUCGUGUGGACUUUGUGGGCAUUGCUUACCGACAAUGUGCUCUACAUUGCGAUAUGUGCCAUUGUCCUCAGCGCUGGCAUCCUCAACGCGUCGCUAUACCCUUUGGUCUACGAUCGAGAACGGUAAUAUUGGACUUGCUUUUUUGGACUUGCUUUUUUGGAGCAACAGAAAUUCUUGACAAAUUAUAAUUUAGUAUAAAUCAAGGCAACAAGUUAAAGUCUCCUCACUCACAAACUUGAAAACAACUACAUAGAUACCGCACCCAAUUGUACGUCUUAUCCGCCUCAUCCCUGGUUACCAUGGUGCUCUGCAUAAUAUUCCUGCGCGAUGAUACGGCUGGCAGUGCUCUCUUUGCUGGGCUUUUGGGGAUACCCUAUUACACCAGUGCCGUCUUUGGCAUGUACACAGGCUGGAAUGAAGGGAAACCGGAUGCGUUAGUUAUGGAAACGAGUCAAAGCAUAGUCAUUUAAUAUAGUCGUAAAUUUUCGUCAUCCAGUGAGGGUCGCAUUGACCUAUCUUCGUGAAUGUCUGUUUAACUGUGAUGUACUCGACUCUCCUGAAGGUUUCAGGGAGAUGAAACCACAGGGAGACACUAUCUCUCGUGCUGCUACUCCGGGAAAUUUUAGGCAGAUUGCCGAGUAGAUUCGCAUCGUCGUCAUCUCUCACAUUGCUCAGUGACCUAGAAAGAUAACCUAGAUAGAAACGAUUUCCUAGAGAUCUAACCUGGUCUAAGCUGAAGCGGCAGUUAUCUGACCUUUCUAUAGUCCCAGAUCGUAGUCUAGCUCUAUAACCUGAGAAUUUUCUAUUCUAAUAGAGUAGUCCUCUCCCUAAACAUACAACAUGUUUGUUCUAUAGCCUCACACCUUAAUAUACUUCAUCCUCUAAUUUGAGAAGCCUGACGAUGAAUUUCGCAGCCUUAUCUGCGAGUUCGAGCUGGAUGCUACAGGGCUAUUUCGUCGCGAAUCAGCCUGAAAUCUUCGUCGGUGGUCUCUGCUACGCGAUUGUUAACAGCUUAGCCAUACUGUUGAACAUCUACCUGCGCUUGCGAGCUGGCGUCGCUCUAUGUUAAGGCUACCGCUGCCUGGAGCAUGUCUCCUUAGUAUCACAUCACGAUCCUUGGUGGAUCAUCUUUUUCUGCGUGAAAAAGAAGCUGCGCCCAAGUAGAAGGAUCCUGCUCCCAAGAAAGGCGCGACUGCGGUAGCUCUAAAUACGUUGGUCAGUAGAUGACUCACGUAUUGCAAUCGAAGUGGUGCGAAGUCCGGUCCUUGUGAAGUUUGUAGAACUUGUUUGUGUGUGUAGGAAGAGAACGUCUUCUACGAGGUCCAUUUUUUGACGAGGGUCGGUACUUAGGGUGGUAACAAGGUCUGAUUUUUUGACGAUGCUGAUGAAUUUCUAAAGCUAAAGAACUUCUGUACGUGUUCAUGUACUACUUCUUAAGAAAUGAAGAUAACGAUGUGAAGAAAGAGAGACGCAUAAUAAUUACCGCGCAUUGUGAGUAGGAAACUGUACAAGACCGAUUCGCAAACUAAAUAACACUAGAAUGGGAGAAAAACAUGAAAACCUAAAGAAGGUUUUUGCAGCUAGUAUUGCCGAUAUUAAGACAUAUAGAGCAGCGACGACUUCUCAACAACGAGUAGCGCCACUGUAGAAAAAGCGGAUCACCCUCACAACUUCAACAUCAGCGAAAUCCGUAGAACGCGAAAGAAAUUCUGGGACGUCGUAGGUCCAAUCCGAACCGACUAACAUCAUCAUAGGCAUGAACUUCGUAGAGUGAACAGACCAUCACAUCAUCAAAGCGCGCAAAUGAAAUGAAUACGCAAAGGGUAGCCGCAGCUUUUUAGGGUAAGUAAACUGACUCCUCUACAAUUUUCAACGCAAACAUAGCCAGCCCACCUGUACAGACGAACAACGUUACUUCAAUAUUAUGGUUGUGAAUAGAAAAAAUGAAGAAGAAUCAUAAUGUAGCAAUACACUGUCGAUUUAGAUGACGAAUAGAAAAUUCACACAAGAGUUUUGAAUUUUUGACGGGAGAUGAAGUCCACUGCUAGGCACCUACUGUUGUAUCUACAUCGUGUAGUAGUAGAAGCAUCUUCCUGGUGUCUUGUAAAUGUGAUUAUGUGGAUUUUUGAUGAUGAAAAAUCUUGUCUACAUCUUGGUGCGCGUCCGGGAUCCAAGAUGGGUAGAUGUUGUGGUGAUUAUUAGGUUGAUAGAUUUUAAUAGGAUAUUGAUUCUUGGUUGUUGCUCUUGCUUGUGUUGUCGCUGUUGCUUCUGUUGUGAACAAGCUAAUUACAUUGGUAGCGACAUAGUCAAGCAUCCAUGGUAGAUCAAUCAGUCACGAACUGAAGCUACACACUCUCCGGCGGAGGAAAUCCCUCGCGUCCCCACUCCCGAGAUGGAGCCCUUUUUGGCUCUGCCUCUAAAAACUUUUCUUGUCAUUUUCCCAUCAAAUCCGAACACCCAAAAACUUGUAGGAAGUCGAGAUGCAAUGAGGAAGCAGUAACCUAGGCGCUAAGAACACCGAGAAAGCAC
Amoebophrya sp. A25 is the source of this 4699-nucleotide messenger RNA. The record is from the annotation of a GenBank genome assembly. NCBI's taxonomy places the organism in Eukaryota, Dinophyceae, Syndiniales, Amoebophryaceae.